This is a messenger RNA of Schistosoma curassoni, 1722 nucleotides long. The record is from the annotation of a GenBank genome assembly. NCBI's taxonomy places the organism in Eukaryota, Metazoa, Platyhelminthes, Trematoda, Strigeidida, Schistosomatidae.
GUAGAAGUUAAGGUCACUAGUAUAAAACGCCCAAGGUGCACCCCAUUUAAUUCCUCUCUUCAGUCAUAGGUCAUUUCAUUCAUCCUUUCGGGCGUGGUGCCAUACUUCACAAAGUUUCAGGUUUCUCACUGAUUACCUCAUUUUAGUUUAUAGUUGGAAUCACAGCAUAUGGUUGCAUUUUCAUUCAAGUUCAUUCAAGUAAUAUACACUAUCAUCAAUAGUUUGAAUUUUUCAUGAAAUUAUUGGGUCAACACAACGCUUUUUUACCAACAGUUCUCAAAACGUGAACACUAUGUGGUUAGUUACGCUAGGUUCUCUCUUUAAUCUGGUUAUGAACUUUGCCUGGUUGUUUUAAACUUUACAUUGUUUGCAGUUAUCACAUUUUGGGCACAUGCUUUCUAAGUUAUAUACUUUCUCAUUUCCGUUCAUAGGUUCUGGAGUCAUUGGAAUAAACUUCUGUCACUAAUUUCAAACCUAAUCCAAUCUCGACCAAACCUGUUCACAUUCAAGGAGGAUACCUACUAACUUGCCUUAAAAUAUGCAGAAUUUCUCCCAUACAAUAUGGAUGGGUGAUCUGGAACCUUACAUGGAUGAAAUGUUUAUUAAACGAGCCUUUGAAACAUCAGGUGAAAAUAUAGUGAGUGUAAAAGUUAUCCGAAACAAGGCGACUGGGCAAACUCUUGGUUAUGGUUUCAUAGAGUUUGCUAACUCAACAUCUGCGAGAGAUGCAAUGCUUAAGUUGAAUGGCAAGCUCAUUCCUGGAGCCCCUACCAGAAGAUUUAAACUUAAUCACGCUAGUUACGGGAAAGAUAGCACUUCUAGUAAUGAAUGUUCGUUAUUUGUUGGUGAACUAACAGAAGAUGUUGAUGAUCUUGCUUUAUUCAAUGCUUUUAAAAAAUACCCAACAUGCCGUUCAGCUAAAGUUGUGAUGACAAAUGGCAAGUCUCGUGGAUACGGUUUUGUUCGUUUCCUCACUGAAUCUGAUAUGGAUAAAGCGUUGAUUGAAAUGCAAAAUUAUUGUGGUUUAGGCUAUAAACCGAUUCGAGUGAGUCUUGCUAUUCCGAAGCGUUAUAAUGCAGAUGGAAGUCUGGUUGUUACUACAACAGCAUCUGAGACGAGUUCAGUGGUUCCAAGUGGUAUGCCCGAUCCAUUCACUGCUGCAGUUGCGGCUGCUGUAACGGGGAAUUCUGCAGCUCAAGCAGAAUAUUAUCAAGCUUAUCAACAAUACUAUCAACAGUACUAUGCUUCUCAAUAUGCAGCCCAGUUUUAUUCCAGUGAAUCAUCUACAAAUGGCGACUUAGCUAAUUCUGGAAUAACAUCGAUUGCCGGUGGUGGUACGCUUGUAGGCGAUGCUACAGUUCAACAGCAUGCAUUCGUCGAUGCUGCUGCCUCACAUUUAUAUGCUAGAGCACUUCAGCAAGGCACCGGCUCACAUGAAUAUGCCCCAGAGCCACAUGUUUUAUCAUCAGCUUGUGAUCGUCCACGACAUGUAGAUGAUUUAGAUGAAGUGUUCAAUUUUCUAGAAGCAUCACGAUGGCAUGUCACUGAUCCAUCAUUGGGAUUAUUUAUUAAAAUAAGACCAUAACUAUUUAUUCACCUUUAUUGUUCCUGUUUUUAGUAAAGUACGUUGUAUUUUUAUAAGUUUGAACAAAGUAUAUUGAGUUUUCUUUUUUUUUAAAAAGUAUUGGGACUAUGUGAUGUAAAUACAUUUCAUGUAUAUGU